UCAUGUCAAUAAAAAUGGGCUCCGAGACACAGACAAUUGUAUGGUUUUCUACUUUGAUAUUAUUUAUAAUAGGAUGUGGUGUCCCUGUCCACUGUGUGAGGUAUAGGUACUAUUAUUCCUACAGGUCCUCAUAUUACCGAUAUAGUAGUUCCUCCAAUUCCAGCAGCGGUGGCAGCUCUGUGAUAGGUGGGAUUGUUGUUGGGGCUUCGUUGGGAUUUUUCAUUCUUCUACUCAUAGGGGUCUUUGUAUACAUUAGAAUCUGCAAGCGGAAGAACCACCACCGAGUGAUUGUCAUGCCAGAUCAACCAGGAGUGUCUUACAUAGAUCCGAGGCCCCCAAAUUUCACGAAUGGCAUAAACGGUUCCAGGAGUUCCCAGGCUGGCUAUCCACCUUCUUACAACCAAGCCACCCGGCAGCCGAACGUCAUCGGGCGACCGAGAGAGCAUUUUUCAAAGAGCUUCUCAGCAAAGCUUCAAAGCAUGCGGGCGCUGCAAGGUAAACGCUGAAGAAAAAAGAGGUCCAAUGGUGUGCAAUGAUAUUCCUCAAUAUUCUAGGAACUUGGAAAGGUGAACCGAAGAUCUUACAUUAUAACUUCAUGACAUUUUGAUUGUAUGACAAUUUAUAAAUCCGUAACAAUGAUUUUAAAAUUGUUAGCAUUGGAUAUGGAUUUAAGCAAGAGGAAACCAGCGCGAAUAUAACUUGGUGGACAUUUGUACUUGAAGAAUCCCUUGCGAUCAGUAACUGUCCCCUAACGGACACAAGGUUGCAUGUAGUUUUACCAGCGUGAAGUGUACAGAAAUUCCCAAGCUGACCAACAGGAUCACCCUCAGCUUCGUCAACAGUAACUUAGCACGUGCAUGUACGUGUAGAACUUUGUGCGCAGUGAAUGAGAUGUAUGGUGGAACCUUUUGAAAAUGAACUUUCUUGGUUUGUGGUUAAAUGCUUUCAGUUGGAAUAUGAAAAAUGAGAGUAUUAAGUCAUUACUUACCAACAUAAACAGUAUUGUGGCAUUCUCUUUUUUUAACCAGCAUUUAUGCAGUAUAUAAUUUGAGCAAAGGGUUUAAAAAUGUAUUAUGCAAAUUAAAAAAAAUGGUAUAUAAAUUUAUAACCUGA
Molecule: messenger RNA, 1113 nt
Organism: Ostrea edulis (European flat oyster)
Lineage: Eukaryota; Metazoa; Mollusca; Bivalvia; Ostreida; Ostreidae
Exons: 4
Coding region: 3-506 (167 amino acids)
Source: RefSeq, a predicted model, not a curated record